AUGGUUUGGCAGCACGGCGACGAGCACAACAUCCCGGCGGAGCACCGACGGAACCAUCCUGGGCGUUGGCUGCCGGCCGAUCACCGGGUGCAGCACGAAUGGUUGCACCGGCGAGUGGAACACGUUGACAACAAUCCCAAGCAGGAUCUGAUCCCGGUGCUGCAGGAGUUCCGGGCGUUGAUCGAGACGAACCCGCGGAUUUACAUGUACUUUACGGAAAUGUGGGACGAGGUGCCGCACACGCAAGUUUACAACCGCGACCCGACAGGAAGCCGACAAAUCCGCGACCACGGACACAUGUUGGAUGUGAUGAACCAUAGCUUCAGCAGCGCGCCCGAGUGGACGGACGCGGCUGAGAGCGUCGGCAUGGUGGGGGUUCCUUUGUGUGCGAUCUUCGACUACGUGAUGGGCACGCCGAGCGGACAUGCCGCCUUUCUGGACCCGGACGUGAACCGGAUGCUGAAGAAGGUGCUGAACGCAUGGGGCCAGUUCCUGAAGACACCGGCGUCUGCCAAGGUGCUGGGCAGCCACAAAACCGGCUGGUUCGGCGAGGUGGGCUACAAGGACGUGAUGGCCGUGGCCAAUGCGCCCUACAAGACGAGCCACCGGUUCGAGGACAUGUUUGUGUGCGACCCGACGGCCGAGUACUACGGCUACAAGUCGUGGGACGACUUCUUCACGCGGCAGCUGCGCGACGAGGCGCGGCCGGUGGCGGCGCCGAACGACGACAGUGUGAUCGCCAACGCGUGUGAGAGCCGGGUGUUUGCGGUGGUGCGCGGAGCCCAGCUGCGCGACAAGUUCUGGAUCAAGGGACAGCCGUACAGCGUGCUGGACAUGCUGGCCCACGACCCGCUGGCGCAGCAGUUUGGCGGCGCCACGGUGUACCAGGCCUUCUUGUCGGCGCUGUCGUACCAUCGCUGGCACGCGCCUCUGUCAGGCACCGUGAGGCGGGCAUUUGUGCAGGACGGCACGUACUUUAGCGAGCCGCUCUUUGAGGGCGUCGGCGACCCGGAAAACGCGCGCAAAGAGGGCACGGCAGACGAGGACAAAGCGAUCGAUCCGAAAGGCAUCACCGUCGCCCAGGGCUAUCUGACUGCGCUGGCCACGCGGGCGGUCGUGUUCUUUGAAGCCGACAACGCUGACAUUGGCCUGAUGGCUUUUAUCGGUGUCGGCAUGGACGAGGUCAGCACCUGCGAGAUCACCGUGCGCGAGGGCCAGCAUGUCACCAAGGGCGAUCAGAUCGGCAUGUUCCACUUUGGCGGCUCGUCACACGUCCUGCUGUUCCGCAAGGGUGUCAAGGUCGACGGUUUCCCGCAACCGGGCGGCGAGGUCAACGUGCCGGUUCGUGGACAUCUGGCCAAGGUGCGCUCAUCGGUGUCAAAGGGUUGA
Molecule: messenger RNA, 1389 nt
Organism: Grosmannia clavigera kw1407
Lineage: Eukaryota; Fungi; Ascomycota; Sordariomycetes; Ophiostomatales; Ophiostomataceae
Product: phosphatidylserine decarboxylase family protein
Exons: 2
Coding region: 1-1389 (462 amino acids)
Biological process (GO): phosphatidylethanolamine biosynthetic process
Cellular component (GO): mitochondrion
Molecular function (GO): phosphatidylserine decarboxylase activity
Source: RefSeq, a predicted model, not a curated record